AAACAAUGCUACGGCGAUCAUGCGACUCAUUGUCCGCAGAAGACGGUGAAGUCGAACACGACACAAACUUUACAACAUUCUCAAGCCAAAUGCGCGAGCUACACACGCCUGUCGAAGACUUGGAUAGAGAGAGAAACUAUUUCACAAUGAUUGAAGGUGAGUCUUAUAACAUGUCAUAAUACCCUGUCGCAGUCAUGCCGCGGGUACUAAGAAUGAUUAUUGAAUAUACGCCGGGUUUCUAAGUACUGCGAAAUUGGGUUCGAAAAAUUUCAGGAAGUUCGCCACAUCAUAUUUUAACAUACCAAACAAACCAAAUAAUCAAUGUUCAUUACUCCUGACCGAAGUUACCAAGUAUUUCAAAAUAGUUUGACCCAAUAACCUAGGUGGCACUAUUUCAUUAUUAACUGCUAACCCAUACACAAGCUAUGUGAGAAUAGUACAUUUUUCUGAGGCGAAAUUAAUCAAUCAAAUUUACAAUGCUUCGUAGCUUUAGUUAGAUUAAGUAGGCUUUUUAUUAAUUCAUCGAUAUUUUUCGGCAAACUAUAAGCAGCUGGCGAGGGAAGAAAGUCUCUAUUCAAUAGUGGCAUUCGGUAUGCCUUGGAACAUGGCCUUCAAAUGUACCGCGCGGUUCGUUUCAUGUGGUGCACGAAAGCGAUUUAAUAUCUUUCUCUCGCUCUUAUUGGUCAGUUCUCAAGCUCCAAAUAAAACGUUAUGUUGAUUAAAGCCCGUUUUGGUCUCCAUAUUGUUUCAGAAUGUUUACAUUUGAUCAACAACAGUAGGCGAAUUUCGAAGGCAAUUUUUGAAGAGGAACUUCAAACAAAGAGCCAGGGUUUAUGCUUGGUCGUACUAUGGAGGCACUUGUAUUUUCGAUCGCUUGCGGACCCGUGUAUCGUUACGUAAUGUCAGCGAUACUGUACGAGUUGCAAGUGAUAAUUUUAUAUUGCUAUGUCUGAAAAAUAGAGAAUAAAUCCGUAAACCACUUGAGUUUGUGAGAAUACGGCCUGCAUGUACGUCUAUACAUUGUCUCAGACUGAUUUCAGAUCCAGCUACGUGGUAAUGAUGAAUAUUGUGAAUUUAAUGUAAUAAUGUGCAGUGCAUGAGAUGACGUUCGCACAGUUUGUUUCGAAUAUCAUUACACAAGCUGGAAAUGAAAUCAGUCGGACAAAAUCGCACUUCCGCAAAAGUAGCUUUAUACAUGGAGUAUUUGUACAUAAAGCAUUCCAGUAUCAUUCACAAAGUCUCCUGACCAAGAAAUUAUCCUCAAAAUGCCAGCGAAGUUCUUUAAGAAUUCUGCCAGCUCAAACAAGCAAACUAGAGAUAUAUACCCCCUAGACUGCCAGAGCUCUUCAAAGAGGGCACUUCUCUGCUAAACAUUCACCAAUUAAAGCCUCCACAGUCAAUACUAAAAUCACACAGUGAGUCAGAAAAUUAUAUUGUCAUGGACUCAUGGUCAUGUAUGAUUCUCUAAGAGGACACUACUCAUUCGUGGGGGAAAUUAUAUGGUUUGUCAAAGUUAGAUAUUAAAUUCCCUAGUCGUAAUACCCAUCGACGAUUGAACAAUAUAUAAAAAAUGUACAUUACUUUCUCGGGGCAAUUCCAAUGUCCUUCCCUGUCCUAAGUGAUAAUAAAUUUAGUAAAAAAUAAAGUACACGGAUUCACAUUGUAACUUCUUAAAUUUGCCAGACCCAAUGAAACUAUAACUGCUCAGUAUAAUACCACUUCACUUUCACAACUCGUGAUUACAAAAUGUACCGACUGGCCAUUGCUAUAUAGUUUUCAAUGCUACAAUGGAGUGCUUUUGAAUCCCAACACGAACAUAACAGCUCUAUGGUUUGUGGUAAUGCUUUAAUAAACCAAAUUUUCUCCGUGAUUGCGUAACAAAGAGACGUGGAACGAAAUGAAAAGAGUGCAAUUAGCUUAUAGCGCAGAAUACAAUUGCAUUGGGUUAGCUGUUAAUGCACUGUCUUCAGUUUGAGGUCUCUAUAUAGACAGUACUCAACAAGGAUUCGGUUUGACGGAUGACACUGCACACAUAAAAUUCUCUUUGUCGAAGUAAAGAAAGAGUUUGAUAAGUUUGUGGUUUUGAAAGACAAGAAUUCGGAUUGAUAGGAAUACAAGCACACCUGACAUAUACAAGUAGCUAUAGCCUAGUUGCAUUUUUCAGUUAUAGUUGUAUUCCAAGCUAUCAAUCCGAAGGCGAAACUUUCUUGUUAUUAACUACACUGGCGUUUUGAAACACGGACCGUUUUGAAAGACAUGUACUUUCAACAGUUCCAAACGCACUGUAUAAAUAUAAAACCAUCUUCUUGAGAAGUGCAGUGCAUAUAGAACAAACUCAAAAUGUUUCUAUCUAAAUUUAACAAGCUAUUACAGAACAACAACUGAGGGGCACGUGUGUCAGGCUUAGACUCCGUCUAAUGCUUUGUGUAUUGUACGCUGCAGAUGUCCAAGACAACGUCUUAAACAAUUCACUGCUUAAAGUUACUGAUUACCUAAUAAAAUACACUGCACCUCCUAUGCGAAACAAGAUAUACGCACGAAUAGCAAGACACAAUGAGGCGUUUUGAAAACUUUUUUUAUCAAAGCGCACAAAAUUCUAAAACUUCAUAUAAUAGCGAAAAUGAUGCUCGGCUGUUUUGAAAUUUUGAAAAAGAAAAUUCAAAGCUCGGUCAAUUUGUUUAAAGGUGUUUUGUUUGGAGAAAGGUGCGAGUCGAACGUGUCAACUUACUCCUAUAUGAGAAAUUGAUAUAGCAUAGUUAAUUUUUUACACAAUAGAGUUUUUAAUAAAAUAUGCUUUCCGAUGAUACUUUAAGCUUGCAGUUUUUCCCUAUAAACUAUCUCAACGUAAAAUGUCCUAGUGUGGGCAAUAGUUGAUAUGUAUUAAUACAAAAUAGAGGGAAAAUAUCCCAACCAGAAAACUCAACCUGUUUUCAACAUAAAAAAAAGUCAUCAAAAGUAUUAGGAAUAUAUAUUGUUCUGCUGUGUGUAUGUGGGAAUUGCCCCCUACAAAUUAUGUACAAGCAGGCAAAAUUAAUAAAUUGUGAACUAUAUUUUAGACCACCAGGUUAAAUUUCUAAACAAUUCUACUACUUCUGAAUUCAUGAAACAUUAUACUACAGUAAGUCUCAGAGGUCUGCAAAAACAUGUGAUGAUGCAACGUCCAUUUUUUGUCCGAUUUGCGCAAAAUAUAUGCCAGACAAUUCAGCAGGAAGAACCUCGACUCUGCUGUAGAAAGCGCCGACUGGGGACCUUGGGUUUUGUAAUAUUUAAACUCCUAAAUUGCCUCACAGCUAAAAGUCUGCAGCAACCGUAGUCAUAAGGAUAUAGUUCUAAUUAGUAAUUAAUAUUUUAUUAAUCGAAAUAAUGACUGCGAUCGCUUGCUGUGCCCUGCCAAAGCAAUUUUGCAAAACAUUCGAAAAGUCGCCCAAACAAACCAUCAAUGUUUUUGCAAUUAGGCCAUUGAUACGAUAUUGCUGCAACGAAGUACACACCAAACAGAACUUACGAACAAAUCAAUUUGCGCAAGAUGAACUGUGCAUGUACACAAUUGCGCGCACUUACUAUAUAUACUGAAAUCUUACAAUGCUGUUUAUGUCUUAAAAUGAAUAUCAAUGCAAAAUUAGGAGAAUAAUUUAUAGAGUGCUUAGCUACCAGCAAAAGUAAGGAAAAAAUGCACAACAUGCUGCCAGCUUAAUAAAAGAAAUGAAAGAUACAUUGGGCUUUUUUUUUAAAUAAUAUUAUGCAAAAAAAAAUUGUUAAAUAGAAUAUACGCACGCCUCACAAAAGACGAUCACAAGCAAAAACAAAAAGUUCUAUAAUAUUGUUAAAAACAUUAAAUCCGCUACGCGAAUUUUCUUUGCGAGAUUGUUUGGUUUAAAGGUAUGCUAGUCUAAACAGUGUCAUGUAUAAGUUAAGGAAGCCAGCAGGUAUAAAAUAACAAACGAAAUUUGCACUUAAAUUGUUUGUUUUCUGCUGUGUGCUCGUGAGUAUGCUAUAAUAUGGGGACACAUCUCAUGCGCAAAUGAGAGACGAGAGAGACAUUAAUAGCAAAUCAUUUAUAGCGUUGAACAGCGUCAAUUAUCACUAUUAAAUAUUAAUCCGACGUGAUUUGCUUUCAUUCGCUUGACUCGCUUGCGCCGACAACACCUGAAGAACUUUUAUUAGAAGCGAGAGCUCGGCGCGCUGUGAUUGGCUGCGUGCGUCGUGAGUUAUUAAUUCACAUAUAAUAACUUGCCUACAAAGAGACACCGAAAAUUUUAGCCGGAUCAGAAGAUUAAGCUAUGGACUCGGGAACUACGCUCAUGUCUCGAGAAGACUUAGAUGGAAAUGCUAUAAACACUGAACAUUCUCUGUUAGAUCUCGUUCCUAGUUUAGAGCACAGCAUAACAGGUCUUAUAACAGAUCAUGGUUAGUAUGUAUUUAUAUAUAGUACCCUUCCAUUCAAGUUAGUGCACCGCGCUUCGCUUAAACAAAUGCUCAUUUUCUUGAUAACUCCGAGUAAUUUUCCCCAUUAGUGUCGAGUGUUGAGGAAUCAGUAUUCUAAUGAUAUUGUGACACUACUUGCUGUGUUAAUUUAAUACCUUUACUCGUCGUUAAGAUAAUGGGAAAUCUCCUGAUGGAAAGGUAUCGCCGACAGAGAUCAAGAGAGGCAAUGGUGUGGACACAGUUGUAGUCGACGAAGACGACGUGAAGUCUAACGAGUCACUACUCUCAAAACAGAAACGACAUCGGACGCGGUUCACUCCAACACAACUUAAUGAACUAGAGAGAUGCUUCUCACGGACGCAUUAUCCCGAUGUAUUUAUGAGAGAAGACCUCGCGGCCCGAAUUGGUUUGACAGAAUCAAGAGUCCAGGUUAGACAACUGUAAACAUUUUAUGUAUCGCUAGCAUACCGCGGUAUCUGAUCAUGAAAAGCUGGCUGGCUAAGUACCUAUUCUAAGUAUCUCUGUUGCAAUAACGAAGAUGGGUCUAUACAAGUUUUAUUAUAGCCUAGUGAAACAGUACAUAUGUCCCAUUCCUACUGUUAUUCAACCUGUAGAGUGACUGUCCCUUUUUCAAAUGUUUGUCUAUCUUCUUCUAAGCCUAAUUCCUCUAUUUAUUUACCCAUGUAUGUACUAUUUUUAGUUUAAAAACUAUGCUUUUCAAGAUUUUCUCUCAAAUGGCAGUCGAACGAUAUCACGCUAGCCUAUAUAGGAAUUAUCCCAAUAUAUAAAAUUGGAAAGAGCUAUCCCACUGCCCCCAUUCACCAAGGAAUUCUAUUUGCAGCGAGAACUAAAUUAAAACUACAAAAUGUAUGCCCUAGUAUUUUUGCUUGCUUUCAAGAGACAAAGUUAGGAGUGUUUUAUCGUAAAAUUACAAUAUCCUUACGCCAGUUUAAACAUAGCGCGGAAUAAGUAACUUUGUCCGGAAAUAACGCAUGCAGUAAUAAUUUUUCAACGUUAAGUUUGCUUUCGCAUUUCACUGUGAAGCUACGGAGGUAUUAUUUUGAUGACACAAAAACUUUGCUUCUCCAUAAACGUGGACAUUUUACAAACUGGAUUUAACACCCAGAACUAAACUAUAGCUGCAUGCUUCUUAAAAUUUGAAAACAGCGCUUGUCACAGCAAAGCAAACUAUGCAUUCAUCACUGCGCCCAUUACGCCAAAUAAAAGUUUUAAUUUUAAAAUGGCCUAUGAUAUAUUGUCGAGUGUUCCGCUUUCGACUUUCGGUAUUAUUUUACUUAAUGUGGUCUUCAAAUAGUCGCAUAGAUUUCGCUACUUAAAUUACUGAGAUAGAAGGCAAGAAUGAAUCUUGGGUAAGAAUGGGGGCUAACUGUACAACUACUAUUUUAAAUUUUUUGCAUCGUUUUGAAGCGAGCUAGACUUUAUGCAAGCAAAUAUCUUAAGGAUUAACAUAUUUUUGUUCAUAGCUAUAGCUUUUCGGGACCUAACUGAGAACAGUUGCGCAAAAUUGAACUAUCAGCAUUCAACGAGUAUUCAAAGUUAAGUGGGCUGUCAUUUUUCAGCGACUAGUUGCGCUUAGGUUGUCAAGAGGAACUUGCCGUGUAUUAUUUUAGCGUAUUUAGCGAAACUAGAUUUCCCGCUAAGAGUCUAAUACUCAGAAUUAACUGUAAUUUAAAGUAGCAGACAAGUCCUUCAGCCUCUGUUGCCUUCCCGGCCAUUUGACAAGCUUGUCAAGCGAGUGUAUUAUUGUAAUAUAAGCCCGUUGUAUCCAUUCAAUUGAACAAGACAUUUUAAGUGGUCAGUAAUUGGCCGAAAGGCUCUUGGCAACCGUCCCGUCAUAUUUUUAUUCCAAUCGGUUUAGAAUUGCUCUAAUAUUUGAGCAAACUUAAAUCAAUUUAGAAGUUCUUGAAAAGUUAAUGCGUGGCUUGGCAUAAAUUUUAAAGAACGGGAAACUAUAUACGCAUCACUGCAUAUACAUAACUAUCUCGUUAAAAUUACUCGCGUUCACUUGUGUCAAAGGCAUAUAAGAGGAAACUCCCAAGAUUGGGUGGACUGUAAGUGUAGCUUAUCUCUACAGCUAAUUCUUUCUCAUACUGAUCUACGAUUGGAAUAGAUCUCAAACGUACAUCAAGUGUUCUACAAUAAGCUGUUAUUUUCCAAAUAGAGUUUCGGCCUUUUCCACUGUUUGGGAAAAUACAAAACAUCAGUAAACCGGGCAAAAUUUUGAUUAAAAGAGGACAAACUAUACUUUACUUUUACGUUGGAACUACACUAUAACACCGAUGUAGAAGGGCGGAUGACGAAAUCCUAACAGAGCAACAUGAUUCCGUUUUCUAUUUGGCCUACAGUUUUUCGUUGAUUCUAUGUCCAAAUCUAUCCCAAUGUUAGAGAAAUAAUUCUCUAAGGAAAGUGUCUCUAAAAUGUUGAGUGUACUCUCUGAAUAGGAAUGAAACUGUAUUGUCUCUCUAAAGAAAGUGUUUCGAAAAUAUUGAGUGUACCCUCUGAAUAGGAAUGAAACUGUAUUGCCGAAAACCUAACAUUUUCUGAUGUGUAAAUGUUGACCACAAUCUGCUGAAGAAUCCAUGCGGCCUUUUCAAAGAGAGGCAACGCGCUUUAAUAGUUUUAUAAACUUCACAAAGAGUUUGCACAAACAUUGCUUUGUAAAACAUCGAGUUAGCUUUUAAAUGCCGAAGUAUAGAUAGUUUUCAUUUGCGGCGAAAGUCCAGCCUAUAUCGCGCGGGUAUCGUAAUUAUUGAAUUUUCAAUAUUAAGAACAUUAAUGUAACAGCGCGAUGAUACUGUGACAGUGUAGUUAGUCGUAAUGGGAAAGCAGUUAGUGGCAUAAUCACACUAUCCUUGGGCUAAAAACCACUCAAACGGUGCGUGCACGUAGGAAUACAGGCGGAAAAACUGAGUUAAAAAAUCAAAAGCGGGCUAAACGCUUCUCAGUGGGGUUCCACCGCCUUGCUCAUUCCAAAUACUGCCGUCCGCUUUUGUUUCGUGCAUUUUAUUAAAAACCAAAUAUAACUUGAAGCAAUUGCCGACACACACACAAGCUUGAAAAUGUCUGUCAUGCGAAAUAGGCUUAGGCUGUUAUCGUUUUGCAAUUUCGAGGCUCGUUUCACUCAAUUGAGUGUGUUACUUGGCAUAAUUGCCUGAUUGCUGUGUCAUUCUGGGCAAAACAAAACUUGAAUUACGAAUACAAAGAUACCUCAUCAAGCGUUAAUUUCCGUCGCAGCGUUCCAUGACUUUGGGGAGGAUUCUGUUAAAGUUAUCAAUAUAAGCAAAGCUUUUGCGCACUAUUGUUUAACUGCAACAUUUGCGCGCGUGGUUUAGAAAAGUAUUUAAGCUAGCCCCUUCGUUGUUAGUGCGGACUGAACAGUACAUAUCUGGAUUAUAAGGCAUGGCCCUUAUAGGACAUGUGGAAAGAACAGUUAAUAGAACUAGUGGAACUGUCCAGUCUAGGUAAAGUUAGUUUGGUAGGCCUUCGCUUAUGGUAACACUGGAUCAAUAAGAGACGAUCCUUACUGGACCUCUAGGAAGAACAAUUUAGAACUGAUAGAGCUAUAGCCAGUUUCAGUAGGGAUGCUCUUAUCUACAUGGACCUCUAGAGAGAGCAGUUUAAAACUGAUAGAGCUAUUAAUAAUAAAGAUAGAUAGCGCAUAUUUACUUUAUAGCCCAGAUAUCGUGAUAAAAAAUAAUAUAAAGUGUUAGCAAGUCAUCGUUUAUCACUUUGUCACCUUUGACAUAAUUUCUCCCGAUUUGGUAUCGGUCUUCACACAUUCGCGUGUAACUAUGUGGAUAAACAAUAGCCAUGAGUGCAACCCUUAGCAUGACUUUUAUAUAUAAGUCUUACUGCUCUCCUGUGACCUAGAAUUAUAAUGCAAUGGUUUGUGUCUGAACUAAUUGGAAAAUAUCAAGUUUCGAACCAGCGCGAAGAGCUUACAUCGCAAAGUUAGCAGCCCCUGGCGAAGGCUCUUUCUUUAAAACGUCGAAAUAGCUUAUUGUAGAAUACUACCUACACACUAGACCACCACGUUUAAGAUAUCCUUUUCAGAUAGUUCAGACACAAACUACAGCAGCUUAUAUACUAUUGUAUAUUACCUACACUAGACGCAACGAUUGAGACAUCACUGCAAAUAUCAACGUACAUUUUGCAAAGAAAUGUACACUAAAUAUACAUGGACAUCCUAUUGCGACAAAUAAAUACUACCAAUAUACGGAUAUAAAACCUUAAUUUCCUUAGAUUACUUAAUCAAACUAAGGAAGCCCUUAAAAUAGUUUACGGCAGAUCUGCGCAAAAAGUUGACAAUGCCUGGAUAAACUAGACUAUUUUUGGUAGUUUUAGUCAGUGCAACACUAUAGCUCCAAAGACAGGUUGCAAAUUUAUUCUGUGAGAUUUUACUCAGACGAUAGAGAAAGCUUUAGUCUUAGAUUACUAAAUACGUUUUUGUUUGGCGUAAAACAUUUUUAAAGUAUUUUCGAAGCCUCAGUUAAGACAGCUAUUCUAAGCAGAGAUAUAAGUUUUGAAUCGACUUAAGUCAAGAUACUAAUGUGAAGUAACGCUAUAUGGCAUAUAGUCGGUCGCAGCUAAAAUGAUACUACAUAAUUAUACGAUUCUGCAUCUAGGAUAGGUUUCAACCGGAACAUUUCAAUCAAAAUGUUCCAUGGCAUAUAUUUGUGUGGAGUUCCCGUUCCAUAAUAAUAUACGAAAGUGCAGUAAUAAAACAUGAAUAUAUCACUAACGUAUUCCAGCGUAGUUAUACGGCGGCAAUUUCUCAAAGACCGCGAUAUUUGUUUUGACUUUCCUAACACAAGAGUCGGUAACCAACGUUUGAAAGUUUAAUAAGCGUUUGCUAUAGUUGUGCACAGAAUAGAAAAACUAAUAAAGGCUUGUACUCUGCUUUGUCGGUACGCGCGUAACUGCGACAGCACACGCAAUUCUGCGCUAAUCUGCGUCAAAGAGACAUUGUGAACAGCAUGAAAAGCAACCUAGGCUAGAAUUUUAGUUGAAUGUGACAGGAAAAGCGAUUUGUAAGCGCUAACGUUGCUAAAUACCCCGCCGUCGGCUGGCUUUUGACCUCUGGUAACGGCGGGUUACUGUGCAAACAAGACAAUAUUUUUAUUACAAACUCAAAAACGGUUUCAAUAUUAUGAAGCUGAUAUGACAUUGGACAGUACUACAAUAACGAUAGAGCUACGAACAGAGAAGACACACUCUCGAGUAAUUUACUGUAAUAGGAUUAGAUAUCAGUUAAAUACUUCGUGUAUCAUCUGGGAUAUAACAGUCGAUCUAAGGAACACGGUCCAAUAUUCUAUAUUGUCCAAAAUACAAAAUAUUUUUAAAUAUAUUAUAUAAAAGUUGAAAUGCAGCCUUUUUCUUUGGGCUUAAAGAAACGGAAAAUUAAUGGCCCGAACAUGUAUUAUUGGAUAAGUAAUCUAGCCCGCGGCUCGAGUAUUUUCUAACAUAAUUUAAAAUAUCAUUAUUAUUAGCAGAAUUUCUUGACUUACUCAAACUUAAAACACAAUUUACAAAAAUAUAGAGACGUUAUAGAAACUGACUGACGUUUCGACUAUAAAGUCUGACUUUCCUGAUCGGAAUAAACACCGCUCGAAACAUCGGUGUGGUUUCUAAUCAUAAUUCUUUUCAACAUUUUAAUUUUGAAACUUUUUAUUAUUAUAUAUUUAAAAACCACGGGCUUCACACCUAUUACUAUCGCAAUAUAUAGACACGCGCUGCAAUAACGCAAAGCCUUGUUUCUGAUUGUUGUGUAUAAUUAAGUGAAAGUUUGAAAUUUCUACAGUCGAUUAAAUAUUAAAUUGACCGCAAAUCUUCGCUGUUUGCUGCCAAAUUUUUAACAUGGAAAAUAGUAGUGUUGUUUUCUACUGAAUAUCUGGCAAGAAAAUGCAAAACUUGACCACCUUGUUACGCUGAGCGAGCCGUGGGGCUAUGCUUUCAUUCAAUAUUAACUCUACAGCUUUUCACAUAUUAUGGGCGUAGCCCAUUUUAACCAAAGCCAAGCGGAAAAGUAUACUUAAUCUUACAUGGACAUGGUCCAACAUAGAACCGUUCUUGUCUCUCAUUAUAAACCCAGCUAGGGUACACUGCAAAUUGCAUUUUCAAGCCAUAAAAGUUGAUUCAAUUCCAAAAGCGUUAUUCUGUCAGCAAAAACGGUGACAUUAUAACACAGACUUUACAGUGCAGUUAAUUCAACGCCUCCAAACUUACAGUGUUUGUUAAUAUUUUGUCAUGUGUAUUAGUACAGUUUGGAAUGGUUAAAUAGAAAUAUACAAAGAAGGAAAAUAGCGCCAUUACAGAGCUAUAACACACAUUGUAAGAACGUAUAAGCCUUGUUCUUCAAGGUGAUACAAGGAAACGUAUCAAAGGUUGUACAAGGUAACGAUUUAAAACAUCAAAUAUUAGCGGGGGCAUGAAGUUACAUCACACUCAUAAACCGAAUGUUUGUUCCUGUCUCGACGCUAUUUAACAAUUGACUAUAUAUAUCUGAGUCAAUAUAAGUACCUGACCGCAUAUAUGCAGACUACUUAAAAAUAACCUGACAAAAAACGUGUUCCAGAAUUCGUUCUUGGUUGCGUUUGUUGUACGCUUCAAUUAUGGUGCCCGAUUUGCAAUUCCUGUCAUUCCCAACGCGUUCUAGACUCAGGUUAUUCCCAAAAAUAUGCCAACAGACAAAAUGUAGUUUUUGGCGUUUGUACUUACAUCAACGCUUCAGAUUGGUGGGUGUGGCACACAGUGAUACCACGUGUUCACAUCUUGAGAGUGUUCAUCUAUGAAGCCGCUAAAAAAUGAAAACAGGCGAAGUUCAAUUUGACGUUCAAUGUAUUUAGUGACGAAUAUAGGCAGUAAAUACUCUACAUACCCCCCCCCCCCCUCCAAUUGAGUCCACUCUCUAACAAGUGUAGGCUCAAGUAAGUCCCCUCUCUAACAAUUGUAGGCUCAAGUAAGUCCCCUCUCUAACAAGCGUAGGCUUAAGUCAGGCCCCUCUCUAACAAGUGUAGACUCAAGUAAAUCCCCUCUCUAACAAGUGUAGGGUCAAGUAAACCCCAUUUCUAACAACUGUAGACUCAAACUCCCUUUCUAACAAUCCCGAAUUUUAAAACGAAGAUAUUUAUCAAAUGCCCUUCCCUUCCCAACAACGAAAACGCACGAGUGCUUCUACGAUUUAUCAAUUGGGCUGGCAUUUAAAUGUCAGUUUACUUUGCAAUAACUUCAAUACCCCCUCUCUCGUUUGAAUCCCUGUCUCUCCAAUAAGUGCCCCCCUCCCAUCAAAGUUAAUAGAGAAUCUACGAUAUGUGCUUUUUGGAAACUGGUAUGAAAUGAUUCGUGCCUGUUGGAGUUAUGUCCUUAACAAGAGAUACUCUUUUCUAAAUUUUCUUUAAUUGAUAGAAUAAUCAGUCAACGAGUAUACAAGCGUAUCGCAUGACAUAGUAAUAAACUGAAUAUUUAUAUGCAAACAAAACAACGGUUCUUGAAAUGUAUUUUUAAUUGUUUCGUCAAUAAUUUUUCAUCAAGAGUAAUAUAUAGCUUUCGGACAGCACAAUUAGUACCUGACAUAAAGACAUCGUUAUAAGCAUUUUAUAUUAAGCAAGUUUAUUAGGGAACUUGGAACGUGUUUAAUUAAAGAAUACGAUAAUAAUCAAUAUGUUAGCAGAAAAACCACUUAAAGAAUAAGGCGAUCAUCACUGUCACAAUGACAUAUUUUAAUAGAUAUAUUAAAUAACUCUUAAGUUUUAUUCACAUUCCACGAUACUGCAACGUAGAAAAUACACGGAUCCUUAGAGACUUCAAAAUUUGUGAGCGAAAAAUUCGUGUUUGAACAUAUUGUAUAACUGACAAAUUUAAGUCAUACCCCGCAUAUAUUUUGAAACUAAUGCUUUAAAUUAUGUUCGAUAAAUAAAAUAAAUUGAUUCAAUACGGAAAUAAUUAUCUCAAUGACACAUUGUGAUCCCGUAUGCCAGGUUGCAAAUUGCGUCUAUAUUUCAAAUUUAUUAUUACGUCUAGUUUUUAAUUAUUUUAAAAUUAGAGUAUACAAAAGCUGCGUAUUGCGACUUCAUAUAAUUUUAUAAAAAUUGUCAAGUUUUAUAAAUACUCAAUAAAAAAGAUCAUGUUAUUAAAACGCUCUGUUGAUAAAAGGCCAACAUUACUAAUGAACACGAUAGUCAGUCCAGUAUUAUCCUGAGGUCAGCGGUCAGAACAACUUCGAACCCAGGACUUUGGUGUGAGAAAGCCAAACCUCGUACCCAGGCCGCCCGUUAAAAAUUAAGGUGGCUCUGGGAACGUCAUUGAAGAAAAAACCUCAAACGCUCGUUUCAGAUGUGACUGAGGUGAAAUUAUAUUCAGACAUCUGCAUAUUAACUACAGUGCCAUAUUUCGCCUCAUUUUCAUGUGAGUGCUAUAUCAUGUGUAAAAUGUCUAUAGAAUAAAGAUACUACGACUAAUUGUUUUUAAUUAUUCUACAGAGGAAUGAUAUUGCUCUAUCAUAAUGCUACAUUCCCCAAAUAGGCUUAGCUGCCCACAUUAAUGAAAAAGAUAUAAGCGCAAAAUAUAAAGUAAAAAAUUGUAUGCUACUCGCUUUGCUAGACUGACAUAAGGUCACUAUAUAUAGUGAAAGCUGGAGGCUUUGAACACAUUCUACAGUAAGUCAGUAGGGCAAAUACAAAACGGGCCUAUAGCUCACAAAGAGUCGGCAUUAGGGCCCCAUACAAAGAGAAUGACCGAAAGCAAUUUCGUCCGAACGUUACCCCGCGUCGACAAAAGUUUACAAAACUGAUAUGAAGUGUAAACACUAUCUGCAUAUUAUGUCUAUGUUAGAGCCGUCUGCAGACCUAGCAUACUGUUCCUGAAUUAAUAUUAGAAAGUUGAAGCGGUCUAAAAGUUGUCACAAAGUGAUAGGCAUGGCAAACUAUAGUAGGCUUAGCUGGCUGGCUUUGUUGAACACAGCAGUUUGUCUACGGGGAUAAAAUACGUUUCCCCGUAUAACAAAACACGCCAGAUGCUGAUGAAACAAUACGUUGCUUUGCGUCGCGCCGCCGUCAGCAAAUACAAGUCGGCAAAAAAUGAUAUAAAUGUUUGCUGCCGUUUUAAUGAAACCGAAUGUACUCGAUAUUUUGAAACGGCAAUAUGAAAUUAAAAAACGCUCUCGUUAUGAAAAGCUAACUUAAUUUACCUAGACCACAAACGAUCUGCCGCGCGCGAUUUUUGCGCUUGAAAACUAAAUUAAUCCGUUGUUUUGACGGAAGAUUUAUUAAAUGUACUUUUUUCACAGGCCACAAUCUUAUGAACAAUACAUCGGAUGGUUUAAUGCGAUAUCAUUAUUAUGUUUCAAUGAGAAGUUACGAGACGCUGCAAUUAAUUAUAGCUCUAUAACAGUCUUAAAUAUAAGGCCUUUGUAACUGUAAUUUAGCUGCAUUGAAUAGCAAAUUUAAAGCCCCAAGCAACAAAAUAGAUAAAAAGUUUCGAGAUUUGAGAUAACAGUGAAAUUAAAUACUAUUGCUUUUCUCAUCAAUGGCACGAGAACUGUUUAGCUCAAUUUGCGCAAUUUUCAAACAAUUUUCGUUUUAGUUCAAUGAUCAAUUUCAGUAAAUUUACAAAAUAUGUGCUAAACGUAUGGCUAUCAGAAAAGAAAAUUAGGCACAAUGGCCCAGUUUAAUUGGCCUACAUUUACAAUAAUCAAUAAUUUCUUUGUGCGUUUAAAAUGUAACAAAAUGCAAAAGGUAUAUAAUUAUCUAUAUUGUUGGGUUUUAGAAGUCUUGUGUUAAAUAGAAAACUCUUUAAUAUAUAAGCGUUUCGCAUAAUGUUUUUUCCGACAUUUGAAUGCUUAGCUUCGCAAAUCUGUCCUGGGUCUAAUCAGGAAACUUUAGGGUAAUAAGUCUACGGUUACUGCAAAAACCUCAAAAAUGUUUAGGUUCAAUUUUUUUAGUAUAGUUUUCUGACCGUACAAUGGAAUAAAUUUGAUUCAGUAUUCAUUGCUAAUUAGCACAGAUAUCACAAUACCCUAUUUACCGAAUGUUCAUUAAUAAGAAAUGGUUUUAGGUCUAAAGUGUAAUAAAUGCCGCGGCCACAAAAACUGAAUAGAAGAAAAGGAAUUUAGGCUGGAAUUCUACACCUGUAAUAAAAUAAAACGCUACAUAUAAUGAACCUUUGUCAUACACCCACACAUUUUAAACAUUUAUUAAAGCUGCUAAUCAAUCACUUUCUGGAGGUAUCUCACUUCACACAAAAGUCCGUCCACACUUGCAAAAUUUGCUGCGAUUUUAGGUGCAAUAUUCUUCUUCUGAUGGAUGUGAAAGAGUGGAAGACUCGCGAAUGUUCAGAGAGGGUCCAUAUCAUAGAAAUAAUAGACAUAGAAUGCGUGCUCCUAUCUUUUCUCAGUAAAAAAAUUGUCUCCACAAAAUGGCGCAUUGAAAAGGGCAUUUUGGUUGGUCCCAGACUCCGGAGGCCCCUGCCCUGCAACGGAAUGCGAAUUAUUUUUUCAACUGAAAAGUUUGCAAAAAAUUUUAUAUCGGCACUUAAAAUGGAAAAAAAGUUUGGUAAACUAAGGAAAAGUGUCUAAAAACCCAUUCCAGUGGUUUUUUUACGAAAAGCAAUAGUUCUGAACAGAAUAUAUGCAGAAAUCGUCGUUUAAAAAUAAAUUUUCAACGUUAUGUUGUUGUGCAAGCCAAAACAAAACACAAAAGAUCAAGACAAACUCAAUAGGUAUGUUCUACAAAUAUUUCAACUCUUUUACAAUAUAAAUGGAGUUCAAUAAUCUUUUAAACUUACACAAUUAUAUUUCAUAUUUUUCUACGUUGCUUGAGCUUGAGGCAACGCUUUUGAAACCAUGGUUUUCGACGAUUAUUUUUAGGCAAUUUUACAGUUUAUCGACAAAUAUAAAAUGUUUCAAGAACAUAAAAACACUUCGUUUACAUUGCAGAAAAACGAAACCCGACGAACAAAGAACUAUCAUUUUGUAAUCUUAUAAGAUAUUAGCAAAACAGUUACGUUUAGAGCAUGCAAAAAUGUUUUGAGCAAAUUAUAUUUUCGCGAAACUACUUUGCUUUUAAAAGGCUGCACGAUUUUCACUGUUUUCAUAGUGUUUUGUAACUGCACAUUUGCUUUGACAGUUUGUGCCUUCAAGGAACUCAAAAUCUAUCCCCAAACUACAAAUUAGACAACAAAACAAAACGUUUUGACGAUGAAAACGUAGUUUUAGCUUUGUUUUAUACUUUGUAGUUUGCACUCCUGGCCAAAAUUCAAAAUGGCGCAUUCAAAAGGGCACGCACCUGAAAAAGUGGAGACAUGAUUCGUCAUUAGCACGCAUUCUAUGUCUAUUAUUUCUAUGGUCCAUAUACUCGCAACAUUCCUAACUCAUCUACUCGAUCACAUCCAUCAGUAGACAAUCGCAGUGCACGCACUAGAAAUCGCAGCACAAACGGCAAAUGUAAAUGGGCUUAAACAUGAAAAUGAUUUUCUUUAAUGACUGGAAUAUAGGGGGGCACUUCGCUACUACUGGGUGUGGUAUGCACCACAUUUGCGCCGAAAGUGGUGCAUUUUCUACCCUGGAUUCCAGAGCCUUCAGUAAAUAAUAAAUUGAAACGUCGCGAAGGCACUGGUUCAACGGGAGGAUUCUUUGAUUAAAUCUGUACCAAAAUCACUAAUUCUGUUUUGUGAUUGGCGCGGUUUAAUCAAAGUAUGCAUUUUCCCGUGCGUAAUACAAAUUAAUACAAAAUCUGCAAAUUUCGCAGGGCUAUAUUUUCCUCAUUUUCCUCGCAACCAAACUUUGAGAUUUUACUAAUUUUAAUAUGCUCUUUCUAAGCCAAAAAAAAAUAUGUGGGUUUCCGGUUUCUUCUUAUAAAAACUUAGGUAGGGUAGGUCGAUUUUAACUUUUUUUUUAAACUUUUUUUUUAAUUUUCCGAACAAGCGGACGCCAUUUUGUUUAGUCAGUGCUUCCACAUCCAAAAAUAAAUUUCCCUAAUAUUGCCUCAAAUUUCAAUUUUCCACAAACUUUUUCCUCUAAGUGGAAACACUUACAAGCAUAAAUCCAAUAAAAAAGUUUAGGGUCGGAUUUUCGACGUCCAAAAGCUAGGUAGGGUCGGGAAACCGGAAACCCACAUAUUUUUUUUUUGGCCUAACUGUGGUGAUGGAUUUUCAGGUUUUCCUUGCCUAGAUCAAAAUUUAGUCUAUCGCUAGAAUCACCCAUUGUAGCAAAUGUAAACUGUUAUUUUGUUUUUAGGUCUGGUUUCAAAAUCGUCGCGCAAAAUGGAAGAAACGUAAGAAGACGACCUCAGUCCUCCGACCCCCCGCCCCAAUCCUCCCCUCUCAAUUUGCGCAAAGCUUCAACCCCAAUCCCCUAGACCCCCUAUGUACAUACCAUAACGACCACAGGUGGCCCUCAGUCGCCCCAUCCGGGGUCCCAACCAUGGCGACGACCUCGCUUCCAUCCACUCAUUUCAACCAAUCGAAUCACGAUAUACUUCAACAGUCCUAUCAACAGAGAUCCACCUUAAGUGGGUUAAAUCAACAACUUAGUCAGGCCCCCCAGGUUGCGUACCAAACGGGGUAUCCCUCCCGGGACAUGCCUAUAUCGUCUUCACCCACCUUACAGGAUCUUCAGUGCAGUAUGCCUAACGGAGGGGAAUAUUGGCGAGGAACUAGUAUAGCGCAGCUACGAAGGAAAGCUUUCGAACAUACGACGGGGUUUAGUUAUCGGUAAAAACGCACACAUUAAACAGUCGAACCUUUAUUAGGGGGCAUUCCUGCUUUGUUGUAGCUCGAUACACGCAAAGACGUCUGCAGUAGACUUGUAGCAAUGCUGUUCCAACAGCUUGGCAACAGGAUGUGUUCGCACUGCUUGUUCCCAGCUUGUUGACAACUUGCUACAAGGUUGUUGAGCUCAACAGACUUGUCGCAAGUUGUUCCAACAACUUGUUAUAUCGUCCUGCAAUGCAACAAUUUGUCAAGAAGUUGUGAGUGACAACCUUGUGGCAACUUGAUGGAAUAACAGCAUUGUUACAACUUGUUGACAAGCUUGCUACAGGCCUGUUGCGAACGCAUCUUGUUGACAAGUGGUGAGAUUUUUACGUGUGUAACUGGGUUUCACUAAGAACGUAAAUUUCUAUACAUUUAAGACCUAACCAGGGGUAUUUGAAAAAGUUCAAUUGCAAGUUCAAUUCCUGCCCGAGAGGCUAUCGCUCGUUUGCAAUCGACGCCAUAUUGGUUGAUUUUCAAAAUACACGUGGCAACUAUAAAAUUCACAUUCUUCAUUCUUUGUCGUAUUGAGCCAAAGACCGUAAACUAUCCGCAAUACAGUAACGUGUUUUCAAAACAAACCAGAGAAUGUUAAAUUAACUCAACUAUUUCACCGUAAACGGCUUAACGAAAGUUUAAAAUCAACCAAGAUGGCGCCUAAUGACUCGUAGUGACGUCAUGUGUAAGCAAAGAAUAAGUUCUUUGUAUGUUUGCAUGGCGAUAAAACAUAUAAUAGUUUUGUUUGUGGAAACACCACGUAAAUUUACGUGGUGUUUCCACAAACAAAACUAUUAUAAGCAAAGAAUAGUUACAUUUUUUCGAAACUGCUCCUGGUUUAUAGGUCUAAAAGUAUAUCGAAAUUUACAUUCGAGAACACCAUUUAUACCACGCAACUUUUGCCUAAAACUGUUGCAUGCAACCAGUGAAUCAAGCACAACUCACCUACGUUACCGCGAGCGAGUUGUGUGCUUGAUUUACACAGUACAACUCAAGUUGUAAGCAGGUUGCAAGCGACAGUUUUAGGCAAAAGUUCCGUGGGGUAAACCGCAAGUAACCGAACUCGGAAUUCCCUUGCGUUGAAAACUGUGCGUCGACUGCAGUGACAUUCUGGAUCUGGCCGGCGAAUUUUUGUUGUAAUCUACGGUAAUUCACGGAAAUAUUUCUAGGAAAAUUACAAAAAAGGUGACCGCUUAAUACAGGUUCGACUGUCAUUUAGAACUGCGUUGAGCACUGAAUGUAUCUUACGGAAAAAAGGACCAAUUCAGCCUCCUUAGAGUCCUGCAUUUGAAGCGAUUUGUUCAUAUAUGUGUCAGAAGUACAAAUGUUUACGACUCUGGUGACGAGAGCCGGUUGGUUUCGACAAGAAACAAUCGACGACAUAAAUAUAAUCAGUGCUCAACAACAAUAGAUAAAUAUAAACAAAACUAACUUUGAAAAAUAACCUCAUAACAUAACAUAACCGAUUCAAAACUCGUUUUUGUUCGGAUUAAUUGUGCGUUCAUUUAAUGUGUUCAAUUUGUUUUAGAGCGUGCAGUCUGCGUUACGAGCAGGCGUUUCAAACGCGUCCAAAACCGCAUGCAAGUUGAAUAGAUUCACGCUCAAUUUUGAAAGUAUCUCAAACGCGGUGAAACGCAUUUAAAAAAGUAUACAACGAAUGUAUACAACGCGCUAACAACCAGAUAGGCUUUCUGUUAGCUUAUUUCUAAAGUGCAUAUCAGAAACAGAAAUUAUCGAUAAAAUGGACGCUUGCGCGCAACGUUAUUUUCCAAAUUAGUUUUGUUUAUGGAUUGAAGUAGAAUUAUUAACGAAAGAUUCAAAUAUUGAAUCAUAAAAUAUACAUAAUAGGUUAUUGUAGAUAGUUGACAUAGUAUGUUAAAAAAAACAUACUUUAUAUUAUUAUUAAGGAAUUAACUAUUUAUUGAAGCAAAGAUAUUAAAUCAAAAAGUCUUUGAAAAAAUUACGAAAUGGUAUAGGAUUUAUGAAACUUAAGUUGUUCAACGAACUUUUGAGGACAGAAUCUGAAUUGACAAAAAUUGAAAAAGUUUUAAAAUUCCAUACUAUGUGAAUAUGAAUUUAAUAUGAAUAAAUAUUGUGGCAAAUGGA
Paramuricea clavata is the source of this 19293-nucleotide messenger RNA. Lineage: Eukaryota; Metazoa; Cnidaria; Anthozoa; Malacalcyonacea; Plexauridae. The record is from the annotation of a GenBank genome assembly.